GCGAGUGCACUUAAUCGGUGCCAGGUGGGACGUUUUAGUGAUCUUCAGUGAACAGAUAACACUGCGGGGAACCUUCUUGUGCACACGCCUUCUUUGCACACACAUGAGCCCAUCUUGGUGGGUUGGUAAACUGACAGAUGCUGCCAAACCAGGGUCGUCUUCACACGCCCACCCUCCCCACCUACUCUCAACGAGAGUCAGGCUCUUUUCAUUUUUCAUUAAGGGCUAAAUUGCUAAUCCCUAUGAGGAAAUGGGGGCUAACAAAAUUUUUAAAAUAAGGGAAAUGUGCAAGCUUACUAAAUUUGUAUACUCUGUACAAAAUUUUACAGCAUUUAAUAUUUACUGUAGCUCCUCUGGGUGUCUGCCCACUGCUCUCAUUUCUGAAGGGAGGGUUUCUUAGUCCAUGCAGGUGGUUAUAAGAGAACGCCACAGGCCAGCUGGCUUAUAAACAACACAAAUGUAUUUCUCACAGUUAUGGAGGCUGGGAAGUCCAAGAUCAAGGCUCCAGCAGAUUCUGUGCCUGGGAGAGCUCUCCUCCUGGUUCAUAGACAGCAGUCUACCCACUGUGUCCUCACACGGUGGAAGGGGCGAAGGAGCUGCUGGGGUUUCUUUUAUAAGGGCACUAAUCUCAAUCAUGUGGACUCCACUCUCAUGACCUAAUCACUUCCCAAAGCCCCACCUCCUAAUACCAUCACCUUGGGGGGCAGGUUUCAGCUUGUGAACUUUGGGGAGAUGCAAGCAUUCAGUCUCCGGCAGUGGGACUCGCUGGGCUUUCCCCAUUUGACUUCAGACCCAGAUCUAAUCAGGAUCUGAAGGGAGAGUCAAGAUGGAUGUUCCUUUUAGCCUCAGGUGGGUCAUUUGCAUUUGCAAGAACCUCUUGAGGACAUCCAGUUUUCUAGACCUCUGCCCAAACUAGGGUCAUCCCUCUCCAAAUAUGCUAAGCAGAAAUACAGACAAGAUAGUUCGUACCUGUAUUUUAGGAGCUAACAUUGUUCUUCAUCCUAUUUGAUAACCAACAUCUCUCAAAUUUAGGUAUAAUUAGCACGGAGUACCAGGAAAUACAACCGUUCUGCAUAUUUCCAUUUCCUUAUUUCUGGAUUCUUUGAAGUGCAAGAACCUUGUUUUAAUCAUCAUUGGGCCGAGCAUUCUGUCUGGCAUGUGGUAGGCACCCAGUGGAUGCCUGUUGAGCUGAACUAAAUUUCUUUUAAUACUUUAGCUGAAUUAUUCCUUUGUUCUUUUAUAGAAUGAAGACAUUUAAAUGUUGCUUUAAAUACCACCUGCGCCAGAAAGUGUUCAUCCUGCUUCUAACCCUAUGGCUCUUCUCCUUGUUGAAGCUUCUCAAUGUGAAAAGACUCCUCUUCCCGCAAAGGGGCAUUUACUUGGUUGAGUACUCCCUAAGUACCUCGCCUUUUGUGAGGAACAGAUACACCCAUGCGAAGAAUGAAAUCGGAUAUGAGAUUAACUGUUCGGGUGUCUAUGAACAGGAGCCUUUGGAAAUCGGCAAGAGUCUGGAAAUAAGAAGAAGGACCAUCAUCGACUUGGAUGAUGACGAUGUCGUGGUGAUGACCAGUGACUGUGACAUCUACCAGGCCCUACGAGGCUAUAAGCAGAAGCUUGUUUCAAGGGAGGAAGAACGCUUCCCGAUAGCCUAUUCCCUGGUUGUUCACAAGGACGCCAUUAUGGUCGAAAGGCUAAUCCAUGCGAUAUACAACCAGCACAAUAUUUACUGCAUCCAUUAUGACCGUAAAGCAACGGAUACCUUCAAAGUGGCCAUGAACAAUUUAGCUAAGUGCUUCUCCAAUAUUUUCAUCGCUUCCAAAUUAGAGACUGUGCAGUAUGCACACAUUUCCCGACUCCAAGCUGAUUUAAAUUGCUUGUCAGACCUUCUCAAGUCUUCAGUUCAGUGGAAAUAUGUUAUCAACCUGUGUGGGCAGGAUUUUCCUUUGAAGUCAAACUUUGAAUUAGUGUCAGAGUUGAAGAAACUCAAUGGAUCAAAUAUGUUAGAGACAGUGAAACCCCCUAACACUAAAACAGAAAGAUUCACUUAUCACCAUGAGCUCAGACAGGUGCCUUAUGAGUAUGUGAAGCUGCCCACGAGGACAAACAUCUCCAAGGGCGCCCCCCCUCAUAACAUCGAGGUCUUUGUUGGCAGUGCUUAUUUUGUUUUAAGUCGAGCAUUCGUUAAAUAUAUUUCCAACAACUCCCUCGUUAAAGACUUUUUUGCCUGGUCUGAGGACACAUACUCGCCGGAUGAGCACUUCUGGGCCACCUUAAUUCGGGUACCAGGAAUUCCCGGGGAGAUUUCUAGGUCAGCCCAGGAUGUGUCCGACCUACAGAGUAAGACCCGCCUCGUCAAGUGGAAUUAUCUUGAAGGCCUUUUCUAUCCCUCUUGUACUGGUUCUCACCUCCGAAGCGUGUGCAUCUACGGAGCAGCAGAAUUAAGGUGGCUUAUCAAAGAUGGACAUUGGUUUGCUAAUAAAUUUGAUUCUAAGGUGGACCCUGUCUUGAUUAAAUGCUUGGCGGAAAAGCUUGAAGAACAACAGAGAGAGUGGAUCACUUUGUCUUCAGAAAAGUUCUUUAUGGCUAAAAGCCCCACAACCGCAUCAUGAUACAAUCAUGAUGGAAAUAAGGUGUCUGGUAAAUGGAGUUAGUAUGCAAUUGUAUGCUACACCAUGGCCAGUACCACUUGAGUUUAACCUCCUCACGAUCUGAAAGGUGUCUAAAGUUCCAUGCACCAGGGAACGUGACCGGGCCUUUGGUGACAAUUAACUUGCAGUGGGUUGGGUGUUUUUAUGUUUGCUUUUGCUUGUAAUCUCACUGAGCUAAAUCAGAGAUUUUAAACAGUCUGUCAUCGGAUAGCUAUUGAGUUCCUGCUGUAGGCCAGGCACUGUUCUAGAAACGUGUAGGAAAUAAACCUAAGUUGUAAUGAGUUACAUGGUGCCCUCGAGGAACUGUGGCUUAGCCUCAUCACACAGCAACCUCAGUAUCUUAACUUCUCCACGUAACAGUCAGGGUUCUACUGAAGAGGUUUUGGAGCAUGUGGCAAUUCUAUAACAGGGCUAACCACCAAUUUCAGAGUGGCGUUUAAGUACAGGGACCAGCAUUCCACUUCCUAACUCCCUAGACUUCUCUUAACCAAUAGAGGAUUAGAAGGAGAGACCAUACUACCUCAGAAGAGCUCAAAGAACUGUCCCGUUCCCUGCUUGCCAAAGCCUCACCUCCGUCGUGGUGCCUCAUUCAUUCCAUUCAAGGUCAGGGGACUGUUGGCAGGGCUCUGGAGUGUGUGACUGUUAGCGAGGUGGUGGGGGUGAGCAGGGGGUUUGGGACAGGAGGUGCCUGAAGAGGGACAAAAAAAUUUGUACAGGGAGGGAGGGGAUAGCUCAGUGGUAAAGUGUGUCCCUGGGUUCAAUCCCCAGCACCUCCAUUAAAGUAAACAAAUAAAUAAAUAACCUAAUUACCUGCCCCCAACCCCCAAAAAAAGUAAGAAAAAAUUUUUUAAAAGAUUUAGAUGACUUUUCCAUCAUGUUACACUGUGGUGUCAUGAAUGGCCUCCUUUUGAAUUCGGCUGUUUCUUUAAAACACAUUUACGGAUUAAAAAUAAAAACUGAUUAACAAAUUCACAGCUUCACACGCUAGACCAUUCAGCCUAAGUCUUUCAAUUCGUAGAUUAUCAUGAUAUGUAAGUUUUUAACAGUGGAAUCAGCGUAAUUUUGUUUUGUGGAACUAUCAAGCUAAGAAGUCACUGAGUUUUCUUGAAAAGGUUGGGUAAAAUAAGGCAGCUUUCUAAAUUAACUAUUGAGGUUAUUAGAAAAUGUUUCCUCUCCAGCAACUGUCAGGUGGAGUCCAAAUGUAAAAUUAUAAGAGCUCUAAGUUCAUUGCGGUCUUUUCAGCUUUGAUCCAAGAGAGAAAGCUCAUUUUAGGAAGGACACUGAGAGGAUAUUCAUUAAUAAUAUUUUGUAAUACCAGCACCUUAGAAAACCACCAAAUGAGUCAAAAUACACAUAUAUUUUCAUGUAACUGUUGUGCUGGAAGUGAAAUGGGACAGGAGUGGGAUCCUGAGGACAGGCUACAAUAUUGUUACGUCUCUUGGGAAAUCAUGGAACUCAUGGGAAAAUUUCUCAGCGAUCUUAGGUUUCAGUAACUACGUAAAGAUGUAGUCAUGAAGGCCAGCAUGAGACUGUUCGGAAGACUGAAGUAUUCAAAUGUGUUUUUAAACAUCUGUGUUCUACGUGUGAAAUGCAUUUUGCUCAUUUUAAAGUUUAUGAUGACUGACUGCCAAAUGGUACCACUUCUCUCUCCCUUUCUUCUUCUCGUGAAUGCAUUUGUUUUCCCUUUUUUUCCCUACCUGCUUCCAAUCACCUGUUCGUUGGUGUGUGUGACCGUGACAAGCUAAUCACGUUGGUCUCCAGGGCCUCAGUUUUCCUGGUCUAUAAAGUGUGCGCUUGGAGGUGUCCUGGCUUCCUUACAUGUUGAUAUGUAAGAAUCAAUUGAAAUAAUAUCGGAAGUGGUUUGAAAAUAGGGACAACUGAUUGAAAUAUCAGUGAGCAGUCUUAUUACGAGACAGACAUAGAUCCAACCCCCUUGUAACACUUAACCAUUUCCCUUUUCUGAAAAACCUUUGAAAUACAAAAAGAAGGCACAAUUGCAGAGGCAACUUCUGUAAUGGAAUCCAGGUACCAAGAAACCUUGUCACCACAUUUGGGUUGUUUUCUCUUUCUAAUUGAAAUAUAGUUGAUUUACAAUGUUGUGUUAGUUUCUAAUGUACAGCAUAGUGAUUCAGUUUAUAUAUACAUAUGAUUCUUUCUAAGCCAGCAGGAUUAGCAAAGUGGUCCAGUGGCUUAGAUCAGGAAUAGGGGCAGAAAUACUUUUCCUACCAUCCAGGCUUAAAUACCCAAAGUCCUGUUCAAAUCUUGUUUUUUAUGCUGUUGGUAGUUAGAAUGAAUGUAAAUGCCAAAAAAUGGUCCAGUGUCUUGCCUCUAGGUGAGAAAUGAUUCUAUCCCUUGUUUAUUGGGAAAUUUUCUGGUUAAUGGCUUUAAUGCCAUAUUCAGAUGACAUGUGGCUCCAUGAAGAGGUGGCAGUGCCUUCUUUCCAUGGACACAUUUCUUGGGAUUCAAUCCCUAACAUUUCAGGGAGCUUGUCAGAUCACUCUCCUGCCUUGGGAAUCCUGUCGAUUCCCUGCAUGCCUUCAGACCUCCUUCAAACCUGAUUCUUCCCUAAAACCUUUGGUAUGAUUGUCUCUAGUCUAGAGAAUGUUCUGCUGUCUGUGUUUUGUAAUUAUUCUUUACAUAGUAUUUAUUGAAUCUCGACUCUAAGUUAUUUGGCAAUGAGACCAGGACCUUGGAGUUUGUAAAUUAUAUUAGAUAAUAUUAAUAGUGAGAGAGCUACCCAAAUAGAUCUACCUGAUGUGAAAAAAAUCUAAUAUUAUAAUAUUUAAAGACCUGUGUUGCUGCUAUUUUUAAUGGUUUGAUUAUUUUAAGUGAAAUAUAUAUAUAAAUAAAAUGUUUAAAUUUAGGGAGUUUAAUUUGAAGAUUUCUUUUGCCUUCCAGAAUGUGAAUAUUAUACAUACAUAUAUAUUUUGACGUAUUGCAUAGAAAACAGAAAUGACAAUCUUUAAGACAGAAAAGUGAAAGUACCCAAGUAUGUUAUAACUGUUUUUGUUGGUGGUGAUGAUGGAAUGAAUUUUGAUUUUGUCAACUGGUCUCUAAAUCUCUUACUAGUCUUGUUUGGUUUUAUCAUUUUUGAAAGACAUAUUUCCCAUUAAAUGAGUUUUAAGUAGAAUGGUGUUGCAUUUUUGGAUUAUGCUGCCAUUAGAUGCUAAUUCUCCAACACUGUAAAAUAAAAUGGGCUGCAACAACCUAUCCCCUGGCAUUUAUGAUGUUUCCUUUUACUGGUUGUACUGGUUCCCCACAAAGACUCUUUCAGUUGACGACACUUGCCCAGUAUUUGAAGAGCACAGUUAAUUUCACUUCAGAAUUAAAAACAAACAAAAAAUUCAGUGUGUGUACUCUACACAGAAUAUAGGCACACAAACUUGAAUUCAUUUGGCAAGGUCUCAAAGAAUCUUCCAAGAUUUCUCUGUCUUCAUUCUCCUCCAGAUUGGUUUCUCCUUGACGAUUAAUUAUCUAGAUAAAUCUUGUUUACUUGAUUACUUCUAGGAAGUUUGUUCUCAAUAGCGUAUGUUGAGCUCUUUAUCUCACAUCCCUCAACCCCUGGAAAAUCCAGACUCUUUCUGCACCAGGACGCCUGCCUUGGUUGUGAGCCCCGAGGACACGAGGACCCUGGCUCCGCUGGUAUCUCAGGCUCCGCUGCUGAGUGAUUCUGGGUGAGCUUCCCUCUGCUGGGGUCACACCACCUAAUCCAGCUCUCCUAAACCGAGGUGUAUCUGUCAUCACUGAUCCUCACGCCCCCACCCCUGCUCUGACAGUCAGUUUUCUUCUGUCACCCUUUUCUUCUUGUCAGCCAUAACAGUCACCAGCCUUCCUGGCUGGCAAAGAGUAUGCAUGUCACACUCAUAAGUCACAAUCCAUCUCAAGGAGUAAAGCCAUUUUGGAAAACUUUAACAUAAACAAAUUAACAUCUACUUUAACCUAAGGUUAAUUCUAGGUCUUAACCAAGCUGGACAACCAUGCAAAUCCACAGUCAUCUCAUGAAAGAAUUUUGGCUGACUUUGGUGGUGAUGGUGGUGGGGUGGGUAGGUGUGCAGUGUCAUAUUGAAGACUUACAGGCUCGAUUCCCAGAUAAGUAAUUCCAUAUUUUUAAAAUUCCCUUUGGUGUCAACAAGUCUGCCUCUAAACUAGGACAACUGGCUUCUAGUUUCAUGAAACUGAUUAUGAGGAAACCCUGGCAAGAGAGAAUAGAUAAUUGCAAAUUUUAUUCCUACUGCUGGGAGAAAAUUCCUAUGAUGCAGCAUAACAAACCAUUUGAGCUUUGCUUCAGAGACAGAUGAGUGUGUCAGCCCACGAGGGUGCAUGAAAACCACAGGAAGACGAUUGACCUGAGCUCAGGAAUGGCCUUCACAGAGUCGCACCAUCCUUCCUAGGAGCAUCUUGGACUGAGUCACAGAGGACAAAUCGCCAGCUAAGAAUCUGAGAAAAAAUCAUGCUCAGUGACCUGGGUACAUUUAUUAUACCUUUUUGGUUUUGCUCCUGUUUCUUAUAGAACAAUAAAGGAAAUUUAAACAGAAA
This is a messenger RNA of Vicugna pacos (alpaca), 7184 nucleotides long. NCBI's taxonomy places the organism in Eukaryota, Metazoa, Chordata, Mammalia, Artiodactyla, Camelidae. The record is from RefSeq and is a predicted model, not a curated record.